AUGGCCUCCAGCCCAUGGGGCCAUGGACAUGGCCUCCUGCUGCUAUUGCUGCUGCUGUCUCUGGGGGCUGGCCGUGCCCUGGGCGGGGGCCUUCCCAGGCCACAAGAGGACUGGGAACCACACCUGAUCCCAGGAGCCCACCCCAGGGGCCCUGUUGGCACAGAGCCCGAAGCCUUCCUCCGGCAGAAGGCCAGAGAUGAGAGCCCUCGGAACGCCAGUGUUCCCCAGGUCCCUGCUGAGGAGGUGCCUCAAAGGACCGAAGACUCUCCCCUUGGCCCAGCCCUGCAUGGACCUCAAGCAGCCCAGGGGGCUCGGAGAGAAGGACUCCCAGUAACUGAUGACUUCCAGGUGGCUCAAGGGCCAAGUUCUCAGGGCUGGACAGGACCUCCUGACUCACAGGAGCCUCUGGAGCAAGAUGCACCAGCACCCCAUCCAGUGGGGUCCCCCCAUCUCACUUUCAUCCCAACAACUCCCAGACUCCAGCUCAGGGUAGCCACAGUGCCUCCCUCCCCAAGGGAGCCUGGAGGCCAAGUGGGACAGCGACCACUUGGAGAUGAGGGUCUGGUUGCUGAAGCCAAGUUCAGGGUCUCAGAGACAUCCCCCUCAGCCCACCAGGGUCCCCCCCACACUCUUGCACCCGACUCAGGCCCUAUCAGGAGGCCAGUGCUGGAGGAACAGGAUGGGGGUGCGGAAGACUUCCAAGAGGCAGCUCGAGGCCCCAUCUUCACCCAGCAGGAUCCAGCAGCCUCUGUGAUUGGCUCAGGAUCCCCAGUUGAGGUGGCAUCCACUCAGGAGCCUGGGUUCCAGCCAGAGCUGGCACUGACCAGAAGCCUUCCUCCUGCCGAAGAGCUGCCAGCUGAGCCCCCCCAAAAGGCUAAAGGUGGGGAGAUCUGGGAAGUCAGUUUUCCAAGUCCCUCACCGAAGCAGGCUGACGUCCCUGAUGUUCAGGGCUCCCCAGGACCCCAACCUUCAGGUCCUCCAGCCUCAGGGACUCCUCAUGAGCAGCCCAAGCCAGAGAUAGCAGCAAUGAAUGGAGCAGACCCCAUCUCUCCCCAGAGGGUGAGAGGAGCAAUGGAGGCCCCAGAAACUCCCAAGUCCCUGGUCCCUGGCCCCUCGGACCCGGGCCCAGCUACAAACCAAACAGAGAGUCCUGCGAGGGCCCUGCAGCCAGACGAAGCCGAGGAGUGGCCGGGGCGCCCCCAAAGCCAUCCCCCAGCACCCCCGGUCCAGGCCCCCUCGACGUCACGCCGGGGCCUCAUUCGGGUCACCACGCAGCGCGCCCUGGGACAGCCACUUCCUCCGGAGCCCUCAGCCAGCUCCAUGGCAUCUGCCCCAGCCUCUAGCCCUCCGGCCAACGCCACCGCACCCCCCCUGCGCUGGGGUCCCCUUCGGCGGGUGCUGAGCUUUUCCUGGGAGCUGCACGUCUAUGGGGUGGGGGUGCUCUUUCUGCUGCCAGCGUUGCUGGCGGUGGCCUCUCUGGCAGCCGCCCCUACGGGGCCCUGGCUGGCAGUGGUGGCGGCAGUGCUGGUGCUCCUAGCAUCGGGGCUGCGAUCUGCCUACAUGCUUGCGGACCCCUACGGCUCGCAGGCGCGGCUGGGUUUACGCGCCAGCCUGGUGCUCUACAACCUACCCUUCCCCUUGCUUCUCACCGCGUUGGCGGCCCUGACCCUGCUAGGACUGGGUGCGGGGCUGCCCCAGCAGCUGCAGAACCCGCUUCUGCUUGGAGUAAUGGCGUUGACUCACGGCGUGGGGUUACUCGCUACAGACCUGCUGUCGUCGACGCCGACGCUCAACCUCGUGGCUCAGGGCUUCUCGUGCGCCUGGGGCGCAGCCGUGGCUCUGGGCACCCUCUGCCUGUGCCGUCGCCGCCUGCUGGACGGGCCGCGAGGCUGGGAUGCCAGCCCGGGGCCGCGGCUGCUGGCCGUGGCGGGCUCCCUGGGGCUGCUGGCGAGCGGUUUACAGCUGGCAGCUGCCCUCUGGCUGUACCCAGGCCCCGGCCGCGUGGGCCGCUUCUCCUGGGCCUGGUGGGGAGUCCAUUUCUGGCUGCGCCUGCUGGAGCUGACCUGGGCCCUCGUCUUGGCACUGGCUGCUGUGGUCGCGGCGCGGCCCCGGCCGCCCACGGAGCAUGCGUGCUGGGCUAAGCUGCUGCGCCUGGCGUGUCCGGCGCCCGCCGGCAAAAGCGAGGUGCCGGAGCGACCCAACAACUGUUAUGCGGGGCCCAGUGGCGUUGGCGCAGGCAGCUUGGACAUCAGCAAGAGCCUCAUCCGCAACUCUGCGGAGGGGGCGCCGCCUGCCACACCCAGUUCAGGCGCCUGGGGCUCGGCCGCGUCCCUGGGCCGCGGUCCCCAGGGCGGCCCGGUACUCUCCCGCAGCAGCGUGGGGCCGGCUCCGUCGAUGAGCGAGCUGGACCUGCGGCCGCCGUCACCCAUCAACCUGAGCCGCAGCAUCGACGCCGCGCUCUUCCGGGAGCACUUGGUGCGAGACAGCGUGUUCCGACGCUGCGGCCUGCGCGGCCUAGCCUCCCCGCCGCCUGGGGGCGCGCUGCGGCCGCGCCGGGGCAGCCAUCCGGACACUGAGCUCGACGGCGCGGGCUCCUUGCUCCGUGGCCGCUGCCGGUCGCUCAGCGACGUGCGCGUCCGCGGGCCGGUCCCACCACACGUAGUGGAUGAGCCGGAUCAGGUGGCUUCUGGCAGCUCCAUGGACAGCUUCUCCCGGGGCUCGCUCAAGAUCAGCUGGAACCCGUGGCGCCACGGGCUGUCGUCGGUGGACAGUCUGCCCCUAGAUGAGCUGCCCAGCACGGUGCAACUACUGCCUGCCCCAGCCACUGCAACUGCUCCCAGCCGGCCCGUGGAACCCCGGAGUGAGGUCCAGGCUUGCGGCAAGCCAGGGGACUCUCGCAGCGCCUCCAGUGACACCAUUGAGCUCUGAGCCGACCCCACACUGGGCCGCAGGACCAGCCUUCAGUGACCAUAUGGCAUGGCCGACUGGGACAGUUGAGCCCUUAAAAAACUGGCAUCCUGGGGCCUGAACCUGAUUGCAGCCCUGGAAGCGGCCAGGAGUGACCCCAACCCCCACCCGCGUUUUUUGUUUUUUAAAUAUCUCUAUUUUUUUCCAGCAGGUAUUUUGCACAGAGGCUGUGAUUUAUGCGGAACACAGGGUGGACAUGCAUGGAUUUAGGAGUGGACACUCACCUCGGCACUCAUAGGAGCCCUCCGUGUU
This is a messenger RNA of Eptesicus fuscus (big brown bat), 3219 nucleotides long. RefSeq names its product proline rich transmembrane protein 3 (gene PRRT3). Lineage: Eukaryota; Metazoa; Chordata; Mammalia; Chiroptera; Vespertilionidae. The coding region runs from base 1 to 2928 and encodes 975 amino acids. The transcript has 4 exons. The record is from RefSeq and is a predicted model, not a curated record.